This is a messenger RNA of Beta vulgaris subsp. vulgaris (sugar beet), 1844 nucleotides long. Its product is annotated as laccase-3. Gene Ontology annotation, biological process: lignin catabolic process. Gene Ontology annotation, cellular component: apoplast. Lineage: Eukaryota; Viridiplantae; Streptophyta; Magnoliopsida; Caryophyllales; Amaranthaceae. The coding region runs from base 34 to 1743 and encodes 569 amino acids. The transcript has 6 exons. Gene Ontology annotation, molecular function: hydroquinone:oxygen oxidoreductase activity; copper ion binding. The record is from RefSeq and is a predicted model, not a curated record.
CACUCUAGCAGAAGGCAAAGCAAGCGAAGUGAGAUGAAGUUGCAAAGCACGAAAUGUCGCCUUUUCCUUGGCUUAUCCUUCCUUUUAGCGUUUGCAACUGGUUUUACGAAUGGAAAAACCCACUACCAUGAGUUCGAUAUUCAACCAACAGCAGUGAACAGACUUUGCAAAACCCAGCAGAUUAUGACAGUGAAUGGUCAAUUUCCAGGGCCAACACUGAGGGUACACAAUGGAGAUACACUAGUCAUCAAAGUGAAAAAUGCUGGCAAAUACGACAUCUCUCUCCACUGGCAUGGCGUCCGCCAAAUGAGAAACCCAUGGGCAGAUGGACCAGAGUACGUGACACAGUGCCCGAUUAAACCAGGAGGAACCUACACUUAUCGUUUCACCAUCGAGAACCAAGAGGGGACUUUAUGGUGGCAUGCUCACAGCAAAUGGCUCAGAGCCACUGUAUAUGGAGCCCUAAUUAUAUACCCCAAGCCGGGAUCUUCAUAUCCUUUCCCAAAACCUGCACGAGAGUUUCCUCUUAUUCUCGGGGAAUGGUGGAACAGAGACCCAAUGCAAGUCCUUCGACAAGCAACGAUAACAGGAGCAGCUCCAAAUGUGUCUGAUGCAUACACGAUCAACAGUCAACCUGGGGAUCUAUAUGGAUGCUCCAACAAAGAUACGACAAUAUUUCCUGUUGCAGCUGGUGAGACCAUUCUUCUCCGAAUCAUCAAUGCCGCACUCAAUCAACAACUCUUCUUUGCAAUUGCCAAUCACCAAAUGACAGUUGUUGAGGCAGACGCAGCUUACAACAAGCCCUUCACCACCAAUGUUAUUAUGAUUGCACCAGGUCAAACAACCAACGUCCUAGUCACUGCUAAUCAACCACAAGGUCGCUACUAUAUGGCAGCUACAGCUUAUGCCAGUGCUCCUGGGGUCGCCUUUGACAACACCACCACCACUGCAAUCCUUGAGUACAACUCUUGCAAAUCCAAGAAAGGAAGUCCUAUGAAACCUAUUCUCCCACAACUACCAGCCUGGAAUGACACAAACACUGCAAAUUCAUUCACAGCUCAAUUUCGGGGGAUUUCCACAGGGAAAGUCCCACUUGAGAUUGAUGAAAACCUAUUUUUCACAAUCAAUCUUGGGGUGAUCAACUGUGCACGUCCAAGUUUCCGUUGUCAAGGCCCCAACAACACCAGGUUCACUGCUAGCAUGAACAAUGUAUCUUUUGUAUUCCCAAAAAAGAAUUCCAUACUGCAGGCCCUCUAUCAAAAUACUCCUGGUGUCUUCACUACAGACUUCCCUCCGGUGCCCCCAGUGCAAUUUGAUUACACAGGCAACGUAAGCCAACAGCUGUGGACACCUGUACGGGGAACUAAACUAUACAAGUUGAAGUUUGGGUCUCAUGUGCAAAUCAUUUUACAGAACACUAAUAUCUCCGCAAUUGAGGACCACCCAAUGCAUCUUCAUGGUUACCAUUUCUUUGUUGUUGGCAGUGGCAAAGGUAACUUUGAUCCAAAAAGAGAUCCUGCAAACUUUAAUCUGGUUGACCCACCAGUAAGGAACACAGUUGGAACAACACCUGGUGGAUGGGUUGCUAUCCGAUUUGUGGCAGAUAACCCAGGGGUUUGGCUAAUGCACUGUCACCUUGAUGUUCAUAUUGGCUGGGGUUUGGCUAUGGCCUUCUUGGUUGAAAAUGGUGUUGGUAAGCUAAAUUCGAUUGAGGCUCCUCCACCAAUGCUUCCACAAUGUUGAAUACAAUAAAAUGUUUUGACUCACAUACGAACUUCCUUACCUGGAAGGAAUAUCAGGUUUCCCAAGUCAUCAGCUAAAGAGAGAUUCUUCAUCCAAAAUUU